AUGCUAUUGUCUGUCUGGGUGUGGUCUGCAGUUUUGCUUUUUAUCUUCCGUUAUCUGCGACUGGUUGUCAAUCUGAUUUCCAAUUGGACAUACAGACCUGUGCCUGUCCCCAACAAACCCAGCUACACCAACAACGAUGUCACUGUCAUUAUUCCGACUAUCGAAGGCGAGGGGGAAAAUCUUUGCCGGACGAUAAAGACCUGCCUAUCAACAUAUCCUUCUGAGAUCAUCGUUGUUACUAUCGAUGCUAGCAUCAAAAGAGCCGAGAGGACUGCUGCAUCUCUCAACAGCAGUAAGAUCCGCAUACUGAGUGUUGCGAAGGCCAACAAGCGCAGUCAGAUGUGUGCUGCCAUACCUGAAGUGACGACUCCAAUCACUAUAUUUGCAGAUGAUGAUGUGAUAUGGCCAAAGACCAUCUUGCCAUGGAUACUCGCGCCUUUCGAAGACGAUGAGAUGGGCGGUGUAGGCACAUCUCAGCGUCUAAUGCGUCCCAAGAAGAUGACUGUGUGGAGCUUUCUCGGCUCCCUUUACUUGGAAAGACGCAACUUCGAUUGCUCUGCAUGUCUUCACAUCGACGGGGGUCUGCCUUGCCUUUCGGGGAGGACGGUUGCCUACAGAACGCGGAUCCUACAAGACGAGGACUUCACAUGGGGCUUUACGAACGAAACGUGGAGAAACUUCCAGCUCAAUGCUGACGACGACAAUUUCAUCACUCGCUGGAUGUAUAAACAUGGUUGGAAAAUUUUCAUGCAAUACCACAAGGCUUGCGAGGUACAGACAACUCUCGAAGAUGGUCCAAAGUAUCUGAAACAGUGUCUUCGCUGGGUACGCAGCAACUGGAGAAGCAACUUAACAAGUAUGUUCGUCGAAAGAUAUUACUGGAGAUUGACGCCCUGGACGACUUACGCGGUGUUCCAAACCACCUUGACUGCAUGGGCUUUCACGGAUCUCCUCCUAUUCUUUUCCGUCUACAAAGCAACCGAGACUCUGCCAGCAGGCGAUCGACAGAAGACCCUCACUGCAAUUGGCAUCUGGAUAUUUGUGAUUGCCAAGUCAUUAAAGCUCUAUGGUCACUGGAUUCGCUAUCCAGCUGACAUUCUUUGGUUGCCGAUUUCAGUGGCAUUUGGAUAUGUCCAUGGUUUCAUCAAGCUCGCAGGACUGAUGACUCUUUCUGCUACCUCCUGGGGAAGUCGUGACGGUGCAGACGAAGACAAUCAAUACAGAAUGAUCAAACUUCCUCCUUACGACACAGGCGACCUUGAAGCUUCUCCUCAGCUGGCCUCGAUUUCUGCCACUUCACUACCGAUGACACAUCACCCCCCUCCUUACAACAAACACGCGCCCGACGAGACUUGCCCACUGCAGGGCCGCUAUAGCCACGACUUAUGA
Aureobasidium subglaciale EXF-2481 is the source of this 1389-nucleotide messenger RNA. RefSeq names its product glycosyltransferase family 2 protein. The transcript has 4 exons. NCBI's taxonomy places the organism in Eukaryota, Fungi, Ascomycota, Dothideomycetes, Dothideales, Saccotheciaceae. The record is from RefSeq and is a predicted model, not a curated record. Bases 1 to 1389 code for a protein of 462 amino acids.